This is a messenger RNA of Anguilla anguilla (European eel), 634 nucleotides long. RefSeq names its product bilirubin-inducible fluorescent protein UnaG. The record is from RefSeq and is a predicted model, not a curated record. NCBI's taxonomy places the organism in Eukaryota, Metazoa, Chordata, Actinopteri, Anguilliformes, Anguillidae. Gene Ontology annotation, biological process: fatty acid transport. Gene Ontology annotation, molecular function: fatty acid binding. Bases 80 to 499 code for a protein of 139 amino acids. The transcript is spliced from 4 exons. Gene Ontology annotation, cellular component: cytosol; nucleus.
UGGAAAAAGAGGCAACAGCUUUGCGAGCAUCUACUUUUUAUUCUCCCUUAUCUGCUUGACUGCUAUUUAACUCUUCACCAUGGUCGAGAAAUUUGUUGGCACCUGGAAGAUCGCAGACAGCCAUAAUUUUGGUGAAUACCUGAAAGCUAUCGGAGCCCCAAAGGAAUUAAGCGAUGGUGGGGACGCCACGACGCCGACAUUAUACAUCUCCCAAAAGGACGGAAACAAAAUGAGAGUGAAAAUAGAGAACGGGCCUCCUACGUUCUUUGACACUGAAGUAAAGUUCACAUUAGGGGAGGAGUUCGACGAAUUUCCUUCUGAUCGAAGAAAAGGCGUACGAUCUGUCGUGAACUUGGUGGGAGAGAAGCUGGUGUACUUACAAAAGUGGGACAGCAAGGAGACGACGUUGGUCCGAGAGAUCAAGGACGGUAAACUGUUCGUGACACUUACGAUGGGAGACGUCGUGGCUGUGCGCAGCUACCGGAGGGCGUCGGAAUGAACCCGUGUCGCCCUGUCUUCCUCCUCCGUUCGCCAAAACUCGCUUAUAUGACGUCAAAUGAUUAAAACAACGUGCACAUUAAUGACUUAAAUCUUUCCAUACUGAGUGAAUAAAUACUUAUAUCUCUUCAUGUUA